This is a messenger RNA of Gongylonema pulchrum, 822 nucleotides long. The record is from the annotation of a GenBank genome assembly. NCBI's taxonomy places the organism in Eukaryota, Metazoa, Nematoda, Chromadorea, Rhabditida, Gongylonematidae.
GUCGAUUGGAAAAAAAUCCGAAGAGAGGGGCAAAGAGAAAUCAGAUACGCCUAAAAUGAAGCGAAAAGUACAGCAUGAAGAUGAGGGAUUGUCGGAGAUUGAUAUCAAAAUCCCACAUUUGAAAAAGAUAAGGCGUUAUAAAGAACAGAAACCGGAAGGAUCGUCGGUGCAGGAUGACUAUGUACUCAGUAAACUACUGAGAAAUGCUGGAGUGAUUUCGGCUCUUCAGCAUGACCAGAUUUUUUCCGGAAGUAUCGCAGAUGAUCAGCUUAUUGAAGACGAAGCUAAUGCCGUAGCUGCAGAGGCCGCAGCUUCGUUGAGACGUUCGAGAUUUAUGUCAACAGCAGCUACUGAAAAGCCUAAAUUUGGACUUCGGAAAGCUGCCGCUUUUCAACGAUUUAUGGAAAAUGAUGACAGUCGUGAUGAAGCAAAUGCAGAUGAGCCAACUUUCAGUGGCGCAGCACUUUUGAGAGAGAAUAAAUCUGACACAAGUUUAUUGGACGCAAUUCGUCGACGAAAACAGCGUACUUUUGAUACUUGGAAGCUGAAUGAAGAGCGUGUUGAAGAGGAUUAUCCUUCAUUGCACAACGUUUCCACUCAAAAAAGUUCAAAAAAACUUAACAAAUAUGAAAAAUUGGCUGAGGAAAUCCGUUCUUUUUUCGCCAUUCGAAACGGGACAGCGUCGACUGAAGAGAUUUUGCAAAACUUCAAGAAUCGUGUUCCAGUGGAAGAUUCAUAUCAAUUUCGUUCUAUUCUCAGACGUCUUUGCAAACUGCAGAAGGACACGAGUAUCUGGUUUCUCAGAGACGAGUUUCAGUGAAA